ACUAGGGAAGAGGAGAGGAAAAGAGGAAACAGACAGAGGAGGAAACAAGUAGAGGGAGAGAGAGAAGCGCAGAGAGAGGGCUGGACACACAGCGAGAACCGUGGGUUGGCCGGGAGACACCGGCUGCGGGGAGGACCAUGGGGACCCGGCUGGUGGAGGAUUCCUGAGUGGCUGCACCGGCUCCUUCUCGCCGCUCCUGCGCACCCUUGGGGCCCCUCCAGUCUAGACCGGGAUGGCGGACUCCUGCAGGAACCUCACAUACGUGCGGGACUCGGUGGGCCCGGCCACCAGCACGCUGAUGUUCGUGGCUGGCGUGGUGGGCAACGGUCUGGCGCUGGGCAUUCUGGGGGCCCGGCGGCAGUCUCGGCCGUCCGCCUUCGCAGUGCUGGUCACCGGGCUGGGCGUCACCGACCUGCUGGGCACGUGCUUCCUGAGCCCUGUGGUGUUCGUGGCCUACGCCCGCAACAGCUCUCUGCUGGGCCUGGCCCGGGGCCACCCGGUGCUGUGUGAUGCCUUCGCCUUUGCCAUGACCUUUUUCGGCCUGGCCUCCACACUCAUCCUCUUCGCCAUGGCCGUGGAGCGCUGCCUGGCGCUCACCCACCCCUACCUCUACGCCCAGCUGGACGCGCCGCGCUGCGCCCGCCUGGCGCUGCCCGCCGUCUACGCCUUCUGCACCCUCUUCUGCUCCUUGCCCCUGCUGGGCCUGGGCCAGCACCAGCAGUACUGCCCCGGAAGCUGGUGCUUCAUCCGCCUGCGCUCCGCCGAGCUGGGCCCCCGCGUCUUCUCCCUGGCCUACGCCAGCCUCGUAGCCCUGCUGGUGGCUGCCAUCGUCCUGUGCAACGGCUCUGUCACCCUCAGCCUCUGCCGCAUGUACCGCCAGCAGAGGCACGGGGCGGGUGAGGACGAGGUGGACUACCUGAUCCUGCUGGCCCUCAUGACCGGCAUCAUGGCCGUGUGCUCCCUGCCUCUCACGAUCCGAGGCUUCACGCAGGCCAUCGCCCCGGACAGCAGCGAGAUGGGAGACCUGCUCGCCUUCCGCUUCAAUGCCUUCAACCCCAUCCUGGACCCCUGGGUCUUCAUCCUCUUCCGCAAGGCCGUCUUCCAGCGCCUUAAGCUCUGGCUCUGCUGCCUCUGCCCCCGGCCUGCCCACAGCCACUCGCCGACACCCCUCGCCCAGCUUGCCUCAGGGAGGAAGGACCCAAGGGCCCCCGCCACCCUUGGGGGGAAGGAGGGGAGCUGGGUGCCUUUGUCAGCCUGGGGCAAGGCGCAAGGAGCACGCCCGCCUCCGGCACAGCCUUCCAGCGGCACCAUGGGAGCCCCGUCCAUAGUAGGGUCCACCGCAGCCUGCUGACAGCUGAGGCCUCCUGCCCUGUCUUCUGGGAGCAGGAGCCAGACAGUCAGGGACAAGGCUGAUGGUGGCAGGUGGACGAGCAGCGUGAGGAACUCUGGAGCCCUGGCCUGCCGGAACCUUGACACCCUUCCUUCAGGGGGCCAUCAGCUGCUAUUUCUCCACCCCGACCCCCCGCACCCCAGGUGGCCAUGCCAGGCUCCGGGAGGAGAGGGAGGGAGAGAGGGAACGUUUGUGCUGGAGCACAAGAACAGUUCUCUCAAAAUAACCGAUGGCCUGGCUGGCCUGGCUGGGCCCUGGCUGGGCCCUGGCUCGUCCAUCCAUCUCACUGUCUAAAUAUUUGGGAGGUGGGAAAGCUCCCAGAGCUCCUGUGCACUCGGGUCUGGGAGGGCCAGUGCUCCUGCACCGACCCCACCCCUUCAGGGUGCCCCAACCCCCGGGGGGAAUGGGCCUGCUCUCUCCCUGGCCAUUUCAAGAGCUGCCCCCCUCUCUGCCCCAUGGGAGCCAGGAACUCCCGGCAUCCCCUUGCCUCUGAAUCCCCUUCAACCCUGGGAGCACUGGCUCCCCAGAAGAGGCCGGAGGAAGGGGAGCUGCGGACUGCACGCUGCUUGGCGUGCACCCAGGAAACGGGGUAUGGCUUGGUGGUUACAAGACUUGCACUGCGGGCAUGGGUGUCAGGGGGUGAAUCCCGGGGACAGCCCCAGAACCCAGGCCUAAGUCCUGUGCCUGUCCCCAAAUAAAUAGCUGCCUCCAGACACAGCCCGACCGCACCUGUCCUUGAACCACCCCCCCACCAAGAUUUCAUUCGUUCAUUCAUUCCUUCAAGAAAUAGUGGGCACUGACUCCGCCAGGUACUGGGGACACAGACCAGUCUCUGCCCCACCCUGGACUCUGCUGGGUGAUUUUCAGCCUUACCCCCUCCCCCACCCUUCUGGUUGCCAGCCCCUGCCUGCCCUCAGAGGCCCAGAGUGGAGGGGGCUUGGGAGGGAGCCAGGCAGCUGGAAGGCGUGAAAGGAAAUGUGCCCAAAGCCACAGGAGGGGUGAUGGGAAAGCGCCUCCUGCAGCCCGGCCCCAGUUCCCCUUUCUCACUUGCUCCUGGAUGAAACCAGUGCAUCUGAACCUGGGGAAGGGCAGGGCAGGCAGGCGAGAGCCUUCGACGGCAGCUACCGGCAGCGAGUCCUCCUCCGUGUGAGGUGUACCCUCUCACUGCAGCCUGCUAGCGCUAGCGGAGCCUUUCCACAGAGGCCGGAAUGGAGGCCCAGAGAGGGCAGUGACCAGCCCCAGGUCACACAGCCGGAGGGGCAGCUGAUCUCCCCAGUCUGGCUCACCUGUCGGGCCCGUGAUGUUGCCUCUGUUCCUCGGCUUCCUUUUGCUCAGAGGGGCAAUCCUAACCGAGCGCUUCGCUUCCAGGGUUGCGCUGAGAAUGAUACGGUUCCUCCUGAAAAGCAAUGUGUCACAGGGCUCGGGCAGAGCCUACGGGAAACCUUGCUGGUGUUGCCACUGUGGUCGGCGCUGCUACCAGUGCUGCUACGGUUGGCUCCGGCUGCCUGGGCAGACGCGGUGCGACAAGAACUCGGUGCUUUGCUCCGCCGUCGGGGCUUUUCAGUCUCCAUGUUUCCAGGCAGGCUGAAGGAGAUCACGGGGUGUCUGGGAGAGUCACACGCAGAUGGAGAGGACUGCGUACUGAGUUUGGGGUCUCCUUCUGGGGUGACGAAGAUGUUCUGGACUGGGAUGAGGCUGUUCUGGAUAGUGAUGGUUGCAUAACACUGUGAGUGACUGACUGUCUCUGCAGUGUGCGCUUUAAGAUGGUUAAAGUGAUAGCUUCUAUGUUAUGGGUGUUUUACCACAAUAAUGUAAAAAAC
Molecule: messenger RNA, 3210 nt
Organism: Phyllostomus discolor (pale spear-nosed bat)
Lineage: Eukaryota; Metazoa; Chordata; Mammalia; Chiroptera; Phyllostomidae
Gene: PTGIR
Product: prostaglandin I2 receptor
Exons: 2
Coding region: 233-1351 (372 amino acids)
Biological process (GO): negative regulation of smooth muscle cell proliferation; inflammatory response; adenylate cyclase-activating G protein-coupled receptor signaling pathway
Cellular component (GO): plasma membrane
Molecular function (GO): prostacyclin receptor activity
Source: RefSeq, a predicted model, not a curated record